AACCCCUCACUUUCAACACAAAUCGUCAACCUUUUCAUAAUUGAUUAGUUAUUACACUCUCUCCACUUACUAGUUACUAUAAAGGGAAACCAAAGGAGACCAAAUCUCUCAGCAAUUAUGAAUUUGGUCUUCCCUAUAAUCUUAAGUCUCUCUCUCCCGUAACAUUAUUUAUGGACUAUGAUCCCAAUACCAACCCUUUCGACCUUCAUUUCUCCGGCAAACUUCCGAAAAGAGAAGUCUCGGACUCAGCUUCUGUAGAUGUAGAGAAGAAAUGGUUAGUGAAAGAUGAGAAGAGAUAUAUGUUACAAGAGGAGAUAAACCGGGUUAAAUCGGAGAACAUGAAGCUAAACGAAAUGUUAGCAAUAGUCUGUGAGAAGUACUAUGCUCUUAAUAAGCUUUUGGAGGAGUUGCAGAGUCGAAAGAGUCUUGAAAAUGUUAACUUUCAGAACAAACAGUUAACGGGGAAACGAAAACAAGCGCGGGGUGACUUUGUUAGCUCCCCAAUUGGACUCAGUCUCGGAACUAUCGAGAAUAUCACUACCGAUAAAGCGACGGUUUCAACCGCCUACUUUGCUGCUGAGAAGUCUGACACAAGCUUGACUGUGAAAGAUGGAUAUCAAUGGAGGAAAUACGGGCAAAAGAUUACGCGAGAUAAUCCAUCACCUAGAGCUUACUUCAGAUGUUCGUUUUCACCGUCUUGUCUAGUCAAGAAGAAGGUUCAACGAAGUGCAGAAGAUCCAUCUUUCUUGGUAGCCACUUACGAAGGGACACAUAACCACACCGGCCCACAUGCAAGUGCGUCGAGGACAGUGAAACUUGAUCUAGUUCAAGGUGGUCUUGAACCAAUUGAGGAAACGAAAGAGAGAGGAACGAUUCAAGAGGUUUUGGUGCAACAAAUGGCCUCUUCGUUGACCAAAGAUCCUAAGUUCACUGCAGCUCUUGCGGCUGCUAUUUCCGGGAGAUUGAUAGAGCAUUCAAGAACAUGAAAUUUCUGUUGAACAUGUAUAUUUUUGUUUUGUUCUAUUCUAUUGCUCAUCCCUAGUAAAAGGUAAAUGAUUUUGGAUUGGAUCUUGAUUAGGUGGCAUAGACGUCAAGUUUAAUGUGUAUAUAAAUUACAUCAAAUCAAAGUAUCCAAAAAGGACCAAUGCGAUUUUUCUUUAUGUCAAAGGAGUUUUGUUA
Messenger RNA from Arabidopsis lyrata subsp. lyrata, 1179 nucleotides. RefSeq names its product probable WRKY transcription factor 60. The record is from RefSeq and is a predicted model, not a curated record. Gene Ontology annotation, biological process: regulation of DNA-templated transcription. The transcript has 5 exons. Gene Ontology annotation, molecular function: DNA-binding transcription factor activity; sequence-specific DNA binding. The coding region runs from base 171 to 986 and encodes 271 amino acids. Lineage: Eukaryota; Viridiplantae; Streptophyta; Magnoliopsida; Brassicales; Brassicaceae.